Molecule: messenger RNA, 1116 nt
Organism: Penicillium chermesinum
Lineage: Eukaryota; Fungi; Ascomycota; Eurotiomycetes; Eurotiales; Aspergillaceae
Product: bifunctional alcohol dehydrogenase/S-(hydroxymethyl)glutathione dehydrogenase
Exons: 6
Coding region: 1-1116 (371 amino acids)
Biological process (GO): formaldehyde catabolic process
Cellular component (GO): cytosol
Molecular function (GO): zinc ion binding; S-(hydroxymethyl)glutathione dehydrogenase [NAD(P)+] activity
Source: RefSeq, a predicted model, not a curated record
AUGGCCAGCACCGUAGGAAAGACCAUCACUUGCAAGGCUGCCGUCGCAUGGGCUGCUACUGAACCUCUGUCGAUUGAGGACAUUGAGGUUCUUCCCCUCGUGCCCACGAGGUGCGCAUCCAAGUUCACCACACUGGUGUUUGCCACACUGGACCCCGAGGGCGCCUUCCCCAUCGUCCUCGGCCAUGAGGGCGCUGGUAUUGUCGAGUCUGUUGGUGAAGGGGUGACUUCGGUCAAGCCCGGCGACUACGUCAUCGCGCUCUACACUCCUGAAUGUCGCGAGUGCAAGUUCUGCAAGUCUGGCAAGACUAACCUCUGUGGUAAGAUUCGCGCCACCCAGGGCAAGGGUGUGAUGCCCGAUGGAACUACACGGUUCAAGGCCCGUGGCAAGGAACUGCUGCACUUCAUGGGCUGCUCUACCUUCUCCCAGUACACCGUCGUGGCCGAUAUUUCCGUUGUGGCCGUGACCCCCGAUAUCCCCACCGACCGCGCCUGUCUCCUCGGCUGUGGUAUCACUACCGGCUACGGUGCCGCUGUGCAGACGGCGAAGGUCGAGGAAGGUUCUACCGUUGCCGUCUUCGGUGUCGGUUGUGUCGGUUUGUCUGUUCUCCAGGGCGCUGUCAAGAACAAGGCCUCCAAGAUCAUUGCCGUUGAUGUCAAUGACGGAAAGGAGUCAUGGGCGCGCAAGUUCGGUGCCACCGAUUUCGUAAACCCAACUAAGCUGUCUGGCAAGACCAUCCAAGAGCACCUCAUCGAGAUGACUGACGGUGGUUGCGACUACACAUUCGACUGCACUGGUAAUGUCGGUGUCAUGCGUGCCGCUCUUGAGGCCUGCCACAAGGGUUGGGGUCAGAGCAUCGUCAUUGGUGUGGCGGCUGCGGGUCAGGAGAUCUCCACUCGCCCAUUCCAACUGGUCACCGGUCGUGUGUGGAAGGGAUGUGCCUUCGGUGGUAUCAAGGGCCGUUCCCAGCUGCCGGGUUUGGUAGACGACUACUUGACCGGCAAGCUCAAGGUGGACGAGUUCAUCACUCACCGUGAGCCUCUGGCCAACAUCAACACUGCUUUCGAGCAGAUGAAGCUGGGUGACUGCGUGCGCUGCGUGGUUGACCUGAAGUAA